UUCAAUUUUAUUAUUUUGAAUAUUAUUUCAUUGAUCCAGAAUGAAGUCCCUCAUCUUUACUAUCGCCGUCCUUUUCACACUAGUAUUGGGAGAGAUAUCGGAGAAUGAGAAGUAUACAGAAAAGUACGACUCCUUGGACAUCGACGCCAUUAUCGGGAAUAAGAGGCUGAUGGCCGCAUACGUCAGGUGUGUGCUGGAGAAGGGCAAAUGCACGCCAGAGGGCAAGCUUCUUAAAGCACACAUCACCGACGCCCUACAAACCGGCUGCUCCAAAUGCACCAUCGCACAGAAAGGAGCCAUGCGCAAAGUGAUCCACCACCUCAUCAAGGAGAACCCUGGAGCGUGGGAGGCGCUACUCGACAAAUAUGACCCUGAGAAGGUCUAUGUGGAGAAGUACCAUCAUCAGCUAAACUCUGUGUUAGAGGAAUAGGUC
Messenger RNA from Leguminivora glycinivorella, 433 nucleotides. RefSeq names its product allergen Tha p 1-like. The transcript is spliced from 3 exons. The record is from RefSeq and is a predicted model, not a curated record. The coding region runs from base 41 to 430 and encodes 129 amino acids. Lineage: Eukaryota; Metazoa; Arthropoda; Insecta; Lepidoptera; Tortricidae.